CCGAAUGCCGACGUUUGCUUAUCACGUCUGUACUCCUCGUACUGUAACUAAAGUGAAAUGAUCACAGUAGUGUAAAGGUAGUGAUGUCUAAAGAAAACCCAGCCAGGUCAUUUCUCACCCGAGGAGGAAGAACAUACGACUCAUGGCUCUGAGUUUAGCCGCUUUCACUGUGAUUUGUGUCGGGUUGUGGGACCAGACCUUCCCGGCAGUCGCUCAGUCUUGUGUGGAUGAGAAAAGACUGAAGGAGCAGGUGGUCUAUGUGGGCCAGCAGAGACCCCCAUAUGAGCUUCGUUGCCCUCUGGAGCCCCAGAUCCAGCUGACAUGGCUGAAAGACUGUGUGCGCCUUGACACACAGAAGGAAAAGACCUACUUGGAUUUCCCAAGUGUCAAUUGGGAAGACCAAGGGAAUUACACCUGUGUGAAUCACAGCAACAGCACAACCUCUUACACUGUGCGACUCAUUGUUAAGGAGUCCCAGUGCUCCAAAGUACCAGAGUUUAAACCUAAUGGGGGCCGGACUGAACUCGUCGGGAAUGUGGGAUCUACUGUGAAACUGAACUGCACCGCUCUCCUCCUCUGGGACCCAGAUGAGGGGCAAUGUGACACCACGCUGCACUGGAGUAAAAACGGCCAUCUGCUCACUAACCUCACACAGCAGAAUACAUCCUCGUGGUCUCCUGGUGCUGGGCAGCUGGUAAUAAACAGUCUGCUAGAAAUCACGCCAAAGGAGGAGAACGAUUUUGGGCUCUACAGCUGCACAGUGAGAAACACCUCCUAUGAAUUCAGUCUACAAGAUUGUGAUCAUCAUCCAUUAGUCACAUGUGAAAUACCACCCAGGCCAAGCCACACAGCUGCUGUUAUCGCAGCCAUCAUCCUCCUCCUCUUCUUGGGUGUAGCUGCUCUUGUUUACUCCAGAUGUCACCUCAACAUCAAACUGUGGUACAGAAACAUCUAUGGAGAAUAUGAACUCAAUGAUGGGAAAUCAUAUGAUGCGUACAUUUCUUAUGUGAAUAAUGACUAUGACAGGAAGUUUGUUAACUUUAUUCUCAAACCCCACCUUGAGAAUAAAAAUGGAUACAAAGUGCACCUCAACGACAACGACAUUCUACCUGGUGCAGAGCCUUCUGCGGAGCUGCUGAUGAACAUGAGUCGGUCUCGGCGUCUAAUUGUGUUGCUUUCUCAUGCUUACCUGGAGCAGGACUGGUGCUCAAACAACUUCAGACAAGGCCUCCUGCACUUGUUGGAGAUCUGUCAGCGGCCAAUCCUCAUCGUGUUGGAGGGCCAGGCCAAACGCAUGACGUCUGAGAUUAAGCAACAGCUCAGUGAGCAGCAGCACCGCCUCACCAUCCUCACCUGGAGGCACAAUUCAGUGACUCCUUCGUCAGUUUUCUGGAAGGAGCUGUCCUUAGCCAUGCCUCGGAAAGUUGUCUGCCGUAGUGAGUCUUCAGGUGACCCUCAGACUUUGCUACAAGAUGAUAAGGACCCCAUGCUGAGUCUAGACCCAGACUACCUGGACUGCCGCUCAGACACAGAUCCAGCUGGAGACCUGGGUGUUCGUCUCCCCGUGUACAAAGCUCUGGCCUGUAGAGCUCCUGUCCUUCCUGCUGCUCCAGUCACAUUUUCUGAACCCAAACCCUCGGACAUUGACAUGUCUGAUCUGGGAUCACGCAACUAUGCAGCUCGCUCUGAUUUCUACUGCCUGGUUACUGAGGAUAUUUAAUCCCAAACUUUUACAUACACUGUAAUUCUCUGUGUUUUUGUUUGUCUUGUCCGUUGUGUCAUUCAAAGUGCUACUGUUGUCUGUACUCACUUACCAAAGAUCGAUUUGAUGUUUUUAUUUUUUUUUUACUGAUGUGUAAAAUAUUUUAUGAUAAAUUAUGCAAGAAAUUAUCUGAAAUACUUCUGUCAAUCAGGGAGAGAAUUAAUUUGUAUAAAUAAAACUCUAAAGCGAGAUUUUUAUUCUUAUUUACAGUAAAAGUCUUUGUUUAGUCCCCAGCAGAGGGCAGAGUAAUGUCAAAUACAGCAGGAAUUCUGCUUUUAAAGCAAGUUAUUAACUUUUGACAGCAGAUAAAACAAAGGUGGUUGAGAAAGACAUGUGGCGUGGUGUUAUGGUGUUAUGUUUGUUCGGGUGCUGUUUUCAGCUGGAGCAGUAGGAUGUCUGUGGCUGAAGAGUUGUGGUUCCCGACAUUUCUGUACAUGUUGGGGCUUUGUAUGUAAAAUAAACUGACUCUGAUAACAUCAUGGAAAUUAUGCAAAUAAAGCUGUUUGACAAAAUGCCUGGCUAUU
Sphaeramia orbicularis (orbiculate cardinalfish) is the source of this 2286-nucleotide messenger RNA. RefSeq names its product single immunoglobulin and toll-interleukin 1 receptor (TIR) domain (gene sigirr). Lineage: Eukaryota; Metazoa; Chordata; Actinopteri; Kurtiformes; Apogonidae. The record is from RefSeq and is a predicted model, not a curated record. Gene Ontology annotation, biological process: signal transduction. The transcript has 10 exons. The coding region runs from base 143 to 1720 and encodes 525 amino acids.